GACACCCUGUGGCCCAAACGUCCACGCGAUCUCAGCACACCAUCUUGCAGCAAAAAGACGCAUAGCAGCCCUGCUGGCGGCUCGUUGCGCUGCAUUAGUUUUAGACAAGCUUGUAUAGUAGAGUGCUCUUCUAGCAAUGUCUGCCGAGGUUCGCGGUGCAGUCAAGCAGCUGAGGACUCAUCAACAAGGACAGUUGGCAAAGUUGCAGAUAAAAUCAGAAGCCGAAGUUGAACUGCUUGAGAAUUUAAACUCUUAUUUUAGGAAAAGAGCGGAGAUCGAAAGCCAGUAUGCUACUGCACUAGAGAAGCUGAGCAAACACUACAUAACCAAAAAGUUCAAACGAACAACGGUUGCGAGCGGUAAUCCAACACCUCUAUCGUCUGCUGAAGAUGCCACAGCGGGUGCCCUAUAUGCAUCAUUCUCUGCUGUAUUGACCGAAUCCGAAAAGCAAGCUCGAAAACGAGGUGACAUCAGUGAGAAACUUGUCGCAGAUAUUGCGGACAAUAUCAGGGAGCUAAACAAGGAAAGGGCCGCGGGUGCAAAGAGGAACCUUGAAUUUGGGACGAAAUACCACCAAGAACUGUGGACAGCCUAUGAUGAGCUCGAUAAGGCUAGGCAAGCGUAUGACAAAACAGCGAAGGAAGCUGAAUCUGCGCGGAAAAAAUAUGACGACAUUUCGAGGAAGCCGGGCUCUGGGCUGAAUGCCAUUAAAAACCUUGUUACUGGUACGGACUCGGAAGAGCGUGUGGAAAAGCAUAGAACCAAGUGGAAAGCUUUGAGCCGAAAGUUGAACGACAGUCGAAAUGACUACAUCCUCGCUUUGGAAGGCGUUAACGUCAUACAAGCAGCGUAUUAUAAAGAGGAACUGCCCAACUUGAUGCUAAAUCUGGACGCAAACUUUUAUACUGUCUAUCCCUCAUUGUUGGAAAAGUACGCUGGCCUGGAGAGCGACUACACUGGCGCUUUACAAACAAGUGUAGAGACCGUACGAACCUCACUCGGAAAUGUGGAUCGUAACAAGGAAUUGGAUAACUUUUUGCGGGAUCACAAUGCUAUCUUUCAAGAUCCAGGGCCGUUCCAUUUCGAGCCCGGUGCUGGGGAUGAUGUGGAGCAUCUCACUGUGGACGACGUGACAAAAGUGGCGUUGGGACAACGCCUUGGCAGGUUAAUGAAUCGAGAGGAAGAGAUAAACAAUCACAUUGCACUGAAAGAGCGGGAGCUUGGUGGUGUGACACAGAUGGCAGAUGUCUAUAGUCAAACACCAUCAUUUGGUAACGCAGCGACGCCAUUAGAGCAAAGGCAAGAGAUUGAGAAUGGCAUCCGCCUAUUGAAUGCCGCAAAGGUCAAAGUUGCAGCCCAAAUCCGAAUAUUGAAGAACAUGGGAGUGGAGGCCAUCAUCCCAGUAGCUCCGGUUACCGCUGCUCCGACCAUGUCGCUUGCAUCGAAAGCAAACGCGGUCGCAAUCUACGACUACGACGCGAAAGGUGAAGGAGAGACAUCCCUACGCAAUGGCGACGACCUUGUGAUAGUUGUGCCGGAAUCUGAUGGCUGGGUCAAGGUUCAAAAUCUUAUUAGCCAGGGAGUCGGGUUAGUUCCCGCAAAUUACAUUAAGAAUCUAGAGCCAGUUAAUGGAUCUGGGCCGGCUCCAUCCACAUUGUCUCCUGCGGGACCAAAGAUAUCUGAUUCGCCCAAGUCCAAACAAGUGAAAGCACUUUACGAUUUCAAUGCCACUGAUGAGGGCGAGUUGUCUUUCCGAGCUGGAGACAGUAUCGAGGUGGUGGACACGAGUGGAGACUUUAGCGACGAAGCCUGGUGGGAAGGUCGCGUCGCACGCACUGGACAGAUUGGUCAAUUUCCUGUCGUCUUCACACAAGGAUGGCAAGCACUCGCAGCCUCCGCGCCAAGCAGCAUAACAACGUCAGUCGCUAGUCUAGCCAGAUCCGUUUCGACACAGCAGCAUCGGACGUCCAUGCUUGAUACAUCUUCAUCGCGAAGAUCAUCUACUGUUAUGCGUCCGGUGUCGUCUGUGCCGAAAUAUCCCAAAGUUCGGGCAAUGUAUGCAUACGACAGUACGUGUGAUGGAGAGCUGACCAUGGCUGCCGGUGACAUCAUCACCGUUACGAACAAGAAUACGGGGAGCGACGCAUGGUGGGAAGGGGAGGGCCCACAUGGCAAGGGGCAAUUUCCGGUCAAUUACGUUGAACUCAUAGACACUGCCAGCGAGUCUAGUGCUUCCCUUGGAGCAAUUUCAAAGAGAUCAUCACUGAAUCCUACUCCUACCCCGUCCUACCCACAAGUGAAAGCGCUCUACGAUUACACUGCCAGUGAACCUGACGAGAUAAGCUUCCGGGCCGGCGACAUUAUCCGGGUUACGCAGUCUGCGGAUGCCGACUGGUGGCAAGGGGAGUUGAAUGGGAGGAGCGGAGCAUUUCCCGCUAAUUAUGUGCAAAAAAUAUAAUAUUUUGAACAGUUGUAGACGG
This is a messenger RNA of Spizellomyces punctatus DAOM BR117, 2480 nucleotides long. RefSeq lists its product as uncharacterized. The transcript is spliced from 23 exons. Gene Ontology annotation, molecular function: protein binding. NCBI's taxonomy places the organism in Eukaryota, Fungi, Chytridiomycota, Chytridiomycetes, Spizellomycetales, Spizellomycetaceae. Gene Ontology annotation, biological process: regulation of actin filament polymerization. The coding region runs from base 137 to 2458 and encodes 773 amino acids. The record is from RefSeq and is a predicted model, not a curated record.